This is a messenger RNA of Staurois parvus, 327 nucleotides long. NCBI's taxonomy places the organism in Eukaryota, Metazoa, Chordata, Amphibia, Anura, Ranidae. The record is from the annotation of a GenBank genome assembly.
UCCCCUCCAUAUCAUGUGAUUCAUGUGUUCCAAUCCCCUCCCAAUCAUGUGAUUCAGGUGUUCCAAUCCCCUCCAUAUCAUGUGAUUCAGGUGCUCCAAUCCCCUCCAUAUCAUGUGAUUCAGGUGCUCCAAUCCCCUCCAUAUCAUGUGAUUCAGGUGCUCCAAUCCCCUCCAUAUCAUGUGAUUCAAGUGUUCCAAUCCCCUCCAUAUCAUGUGAUUCAGGUGUACCAAUCCCCUCCAUAUCAUGUGAUUCAGGUGUUCCAAUCCCCUCCAUGGACACAGGUGUAUACAAUCCAUCCCCUAGGCAUGCAGUCUGCUUCUACAAAC